GCAAGAUUGCUUGUGAUAUAACCGAGAGUGUUUAGAAGUGCUGACUAUGAAGCCAAUCAGUACGAUAGAAGAGAUACUUGAAGUGGAGCUUCAAAAAGAUGACAACAAUUCGAUAUAUGUGGUCAAUGCAAUCAUCAAAGAUUAUAAACCAAAGCCUAUAGAAAAAUGGGUAUGGAAAUGGUGUGAUACAUGCCAAAAGAGAUUUGAUACAGAGAACCACAGUACAACCUGUCCAAUCUGUGACGCAGCGUUUGAAUACGUAUUCCAGAUUGCUUUUCUAUUAGAGAAUAAUGGUUUGGUCUUACUCGCUUAUGCAUUCAACCAACAUUGCAAAAACCUAUUCCCUAAUUAUACCCCAAAGGAAGUAUACGAAAAUGAAGCAAAGAGAAGAGAACUAGAAAUCAUGGUAAGCUCACUUUGCAAUGGAAGACAAUUCAGGAUUGGAUUAAAAUCCUAUCGUAAUCCAAGAGAAGAGUUGAGCUUUGCAAUUGUGAAUACCAAGUUCAUUAUUGAAUAAAAAAAAAUCCUCAUUACUAUCCUGGAAAAGAUGCACAGAAAAAAAAAAUCCAUAUAUGGCCGAUUACCCG
Rhizopus microsporus ATCC 52813 is the source of this 587-nucleotide messenger RNA. RefSeq lists its product as uncharacterized. The transcript has 5 exons. The record is from RefSeq and is a predicted model, not a curated record. The coding region runs from base 47 to 517 and encodes 156 amino acids. Lineage: Eukaryota; Fungi; Mucoromycota; Mucoromycetes; Mucorales; Rhizopodaceae.